Saccostrea cuccullata (small rock oyster) is the source of this 1832-nucleotide messenger RNA. RefSeq lists its product as uncharacterized. The transcript has 2 exons. The record is from RefSeq and is a predicted model, not a curated record. Bases 87 to 1760 code for a protein of 557 amino acids. NCBI's taxonomy places the organism in Eukaryota, Metazoa, Mollusca, Bivalvia, Ostreida, Ostreidae. Gene Ontology annotation, molecular function: zinc ion binding.
UAGAAAAUUCAUUACACAAGUUUAAAACGAAAGAUAAAAAAAUAUUGAAUUUUAUAGAGAAUUGACAGGAAAUAAUCACAUUAGAUAUGGCUACUGCCCAAGGACAGAUUGUAAUUCGCUGUCAGUUGUGCUCAAAUCCUGUUGAACAUCAUUGCAAUCUUUGUCAUGUGAACCUCUGCCCUUCAUGCAUACCAGAACACAUGGCUGACAAAUCAAGAAGACAUGAAGUUGUAGAGUACACUUUCAGAAAAGAACAUUCAGUUAUUCUUCCAUCAUGUCUUACACACGAGAAAUACCAUUGUGAGACGUAUUGCAAAGACUGUAGAAUACCAAUCUGUCUUCAGUGCCUCAUGGGUUCACAUAAAAAGCAUGAGUUUACUGAUAUCAAUGCUAUUCUUCAAGAGCAUAAACAACAACUUAUUUCCGACACAGAAGAAUUAGAAAAUACAAUUGUUCCAAAAUACAGAACCAUCAAUCUAAGUACAUCUGCUGAGUUUGACAAAGUUCUCUCCGCCAUAAAAGAACAAGAAGAUAAAAUCUGCCAAGCUGUACAUAAAAAAAGCACUCAGCUCACAGAAGAAGUAAGCAGUCAAAAGAAAGAAGCUAUUAGAAAGAACAAAGAAAGGCAGUCUUCAGCAGAAAAAGCUGAAAAAGAAGUCAAUAGAAUUGUUAAAGAAAAUAAAGAUAUCCUUAAAGGAAAUGAUGCCACAGCCAUACUUAAUUAUCAAUCAAGGAAUGAGGAUUUCCAAAAAGGCCCACAAUUACAAAGUUUUUCUUGUCCAAAGUUACUCCCUGGUAUUAUUAAAGAAAACCAAAUUUUAGAAAUGUUAGGGUUUCUUCAGAAUAGGGAUGAACUGCAGAAAAAGGCUGGAAUGCUGAAAAUGAUGGAUAAACCUGUAGUACUAUACACAAUAGAAAGUCCUUAUGGACACCAUCGUAAUUUUUCUAAGAGACAUCAUGGUAAAAGUUAUGAAGAAUUUGAUUUAACCGGUAAGCGUCAGCUGUGGAAAGUGCAGUGUGUUGGGAGAGAUAAGAUCAUGACCAGUGGAGACGGCAAAACAAUCCAGGAGAUAGACAGGACAGGAUCCAUUAUAAGAACAAUUAAUACAGAUACUCAUAUCAGGGCAUUAUCAAUUAAUUUUCAACAGGAACCGGUGUUUGCUUCAGCUGAGACAAAUGAUCAAGAUAUACACAUUUUUACUAAUGGUGAAGUUAAGGUUUUGUUAAGCACACCUGACUGGUAUUCUGUAGGACUUCAUUAUACAGUAAAUGGAGAUCUUCUAGUGAGUAUGUGCAUUAAUGAUUAUAAAGAAAGUAAAGUGGUGAGAUACUCAGGGACCAAGGAGAUUCAGAAGAUCCAGUAUGACAGUCUGGGACAGCCUCUGUUUUCUACAGAUAGAUUAACUAUGCUUCACCUUACAGAGAAUGGCAAUGGAGAUAUCUGUAUUGCUGACCGUGCUGGGAAGGCAGUUGUUGUGGUGGAUUCUUCUGGGGGAUUAAGAUUCAAGUAUACAGGCAACCUCUCCAAACAAACAAAGUACAGAGAGUUUACACCAUCAAAAAUUGCUACUGAUGUCAAUACUCAUAUACUGAUAAAUGAGGACUCAAAUAACAUUGUCCAUAUUAUUGACUGUGAUGGAAACUUUGUCCGUUACAUAGAACAUCCAUGUAAUGGAGGACUCAGUAUUGAUGUAGAUCACAAUCUUGUUAUUGGAGACUGUGAUACUGGAAAAAUUCAAGUUAUCAAAUAUCUAGAGUGAUGAACAGUAUGAAAAAUUACAUUCAAGACAGUGUGUCACCAUAUUUCCUUUGAAUGUGCACAGUUUUAUGUG